Micropterus dolomieu (smallmouth bass) is the source of this 2428-nucleotide messenger RNA. It is a transcript of the gene cpa6, whose product is annotated as carboxypeptidase A6. The transcript has 11 exons. Lineage: Eukaryota; Metazoa; Chordata; Actinopteri; Centrarchiformes; Centrarchidae. Gene Ontology annotation, molecular function: zinc ion binding; metallocarboxypeptidase activity. The record is from RefSeq and is a predicted model, not a curated record. Gene Ontology annotation, biological process: proteolysis. Bases 260 to 1603 code for a protein of 447 amino acids.
CCCAGCAUUUCCCUCCAGAGCUUGAAAGAGGUGGCAAAUGCUUCACGUGUGCCAGAUGACCGACUUUUGCACCUUCUGUGUCAGAGGACAACUACUGGAGAGCGCCGCGCGACAAAAAAAGUGACUUUGCCAGAAUCUGCUGAUGGUGCGCCGGACCGAGUCAUUAGAGUUUGAAUCAUAUUGGUGUUCUGAGAAGUUGGCGUGCACCCUGCAAAAGUAGCCUGAUCGGUAUCUGCCGUCUUUGAUCUGCUGGCCAAGGAUGGUGCUGGACCAUCGGAGCGCAUUUCGCGCCUCAGUUUUACUGGCGUGUGUGAUAAUCUGCAGUAACGUGCUAUGUCCCGUCGGUGCCUAUCUCUACAACAACCGCUACGCAGGUGAUCAAGUCUUCAGGAUAAUGCCGGGUAAUGAUGAGGAGGUGCAACUGCUCAAGAAAAUUCUGGGACAUAUGAAGGUGGACUUCUGGCAGCCCAACAGUGCUACUCUAAUCUGUCAAAAUGCCACUGUGGAUGUCCAUGUGAAACGCAAUGACACGCGAGGUUUACAUGCGCUCUUAAAGGAGGAACAUAUUGACUAUCGGGUGUUUAUCUCCAAUCUACAGAAGGAAAUUGAAAAGCAGACGGGAUAUCGCUCCUUGCGCAAGCGGAGGUCAGAGUUUCAGUAUGACUACGAGGUUUACCACUCUCUGGAAGAGAUCCAGAGCUGGAUGUUUGAGAUGAACAGAACCCGCCCUGACCUGGUUGACAUGUUCUCCGUCGGGAAGUCAUAUGAGGGAAGACCGCUUUAUGUGCUUCAACUAGGAAAGAGAAGUCGUCAUCAGAAGAAAGCUGUGUGGAUCGACUGUGGCGUCCAUGCCAGAGAGUGGAUAGGACCUGCCUUCUGCCAGUGGUUUGUCAAAGAGGCCCUCAACUCAUACCAGUAUGACUCUGUGAUGAGACGACUGCUUAACCAGCUCAACUUCUACAUCAUGCCUGUCUUCAAUGUGGAUGGAUAUUAUUUCAGCUGGACCACGGAUCGAUUCUGGAGGAAAACGCGGUCCAAAAAUCACAAGUUCCACUGCAGAGGAGUGGACGCUAACAGAAACUGGAAGGUGAAAUGGUGUGAUGAGGGUGCCUCCUCUCAUCCCUGUGAUGACACCUACUGCGGUCCCUACCCAGAGUCCGAACCUGAAGUCAAGGCUGUCGCCAAGUUCUUGCGCAAGCACAAGAAACGUGUCAAAGCAUAUAUAUCCAUCCACGCCUACGCCCAAAUGCUGCUUUACCCCUAUUCCUACAAGUAUGCCACUAUCCCCAACUUCAACUGUGUGGAGUUAGCAGCUCAAAAUGCAGUGACAGCCCUGUACUCUGCAUAUGGAGUGAGGUACAGAUAUGGACCUGCCUCCACAACUCUUUAUGUUAGCUCAGGCAGCUCUAUAGACUGGGCCUACAGGAACGGGAUCCCGUAUGCAUUUGCAUUUGAGUUGAGGGAUACAGGAUACUUCGGCUUCCUCCUGCCUGAAUCCCUGAUCAACCCGACCUGCACUGAGACUAUGAGGGCAGUGAAGGCCAUUGCGUCAGGUCUACUGAAGAAGUGUGAGACAGACAAGGACAGAUUUCCAUAUAUAUGACUGCACUGCAGAUCCCACCGGAGCUCCACCCUCAGUUACUUAACUCAACACCUCAUAUUCCUCCCAGAUAUUAUCAGGCAAAGAGCAGAAUAGGAAUAGCAGAGCAUAGAUUUUAAUUUGCGUUUCCAUGUUCUUGAAGUUGUUCACCUUAUUUUCCUAUUCUGAUAAGAUAUGAACUGAUGGUGGUGGGUUUUCUGUGCUAGGAGCGAUGAAUACUACCAGUGACCAGCCUGUUAAUAUACAAUAAGAUCCCACAUACAGUGUCAGAGAGCAUCCUGCUGGAUCAGUGGGCCGUUAUGUGUCCCAUCAUUUGUCCCAUGCUAAUUCUGUGUUGCUCUUCUCUUACAAAAAAUAAAUAAUGCAGACUUUUCCAUAAUAUAAGCUUUUAACAGUCAACGGUGGUAAUGUGAGCACUUGCCAUGAUACAGCAGCACUUUUUUUAAAGAAACAGCUAUGGUUUCAAUGUCUUCCAAAAUGUGUUAUGUUAAACUUUCACAAGAACUGUUUUUAAGGAAUAUAAACCCAUCUCUAUUUUUAUUCUGGUUGCUUUUUAUUUUGAAAUUAGUCCUACCAAGUGCCAGUUUAGACUUUCAACUAUAAGGUUAAUGUACUAAUGCCUUUAUAACUGCAACAUUUUGGGUUGUUACAUAAUAUACACCUGACAAUGGUCAGGUCUUGAGUUUGGUUUAAAUUGAGAUGUUAUUUUGUUAGAUUUUGUUUUUUGGAAAGAAUGACCUGUCACUUCAGAAGCUCACCGUGUCAUUACUCAGGUAUGGAUCAAUGACAGAGUCAGAAAUGUUUACUUUUGACAGCUUAUGUGCUUAA